Macadamia integrifolia is the source of this 1698-nucleotide messenger RNA. Its product is annotated as protein ECERIFERUM 26-like. Lineage: Eukaryota; Viridiplantae; Streptophyta; Magnoliopsida; Proteales; Proteaceae. The coding region runs from base 74 to 1363 and encodes 429 amino acids. The record is from RefSeq and is a predicted model, not a curated record. The transcript is spliced from 2 exons. Gene Ontology annotation, molecular function: acyltransferase activity, transferring groups other than amino-acyl groups.
UGGCCUCUUAGUUCUAUUAUAUUUUCAAGUUCUCUAUCUCUUCUCUCUCUCUCACACACACACACACACAACCAUGGUUGCUCCGGCCAUUGCCGUUGAAAACCUGAUCUCCGGCGUAAGGUUGUCAUCAGUCGGACCAGCACGAGUGACAGGAACCGAUGUAAUACAUGAACCCACUAGCAUGGAUUUGGCCAUGAAGCUUCACUAUAUAAGAGCAGUUUACUACUUUAGAAGUAGCUCAGUUGAAGGGCUUGGCCUUUACACCAUCAAAGAGGCCAUGUUUAGAUGGUUUAAUCUCUAUCCACACACAUGUGGGAGGUUCAGAAGGUCAGACUCGGGUCAUCCUUUCAUCAAGUGUAACGAUUGUGGGGCACGGUUCAUCGAAGCCCAAUGUAGUAAGACCCUUGAUGAAUGGCUGGAAAUGAAGGAGUGCUCUCUUCACAACCUUCUUGUUUCCAAUCAAGUCCUUGGUCCUGAUUUGGGUUUCUCUCCUUCCAUCCUCAUACAGAUGACUACUUUCCAAUGUGGAGGGGUGGCUCUGAGCUUCAGUUGGGCUCAUGUCCUUGGAGAUGCAUUUUCACUCUCUGAAUUCCUUUACCUGUGGAGCCAAAUCAUGGCUGGUCAUCAGCCACCCAACUCACCCCUGCCAAAACCAGAAACCAAAGCUAGCAAAUCCAAGAACUCAUCAGGCUUUGCGGUUGAACCGCUCUCGGUCAAACGGGUUGAACCAGUUGGUGACCACUGGAUAGCUGCCAAUACCGGUAAAAUGGAAAACUACUCUUUCCAGAUCACAGCCCAACAAUUGAAGGUCAUGAUUUCAAAGAUGUUUCAAACUUCCCAAAUCAGACCAUUUGAAUUUCUCUCUGCUGUGUUCUGGAAAUACUUAGCAAGAAUUAGAGAAGGAUCAGAACCAAAGACAGUGACCAUCAGCAGAAAAGAUUCUCAUAACAGAGAGAAAGGGACUCUGUGCAACAACCAGAUAAUAAACACAGUUCAGGCAUAUUUCUCUGUUGCAGAGGCCAACCCGAAGGAUUUGGUAGAAUUGAUCAUGGAACAGAAAAUCGACGAGAAGAGAAAGAUUGAAGAAUUGGUGGAGCAAGAUGGAGGGCUAUCAGAUUUAAUCAUGUAUGGUGCAAACCUCACAUUUUUGGACUUGGAAGAGGCUGAUCUUUAUGGUUUGGAGUUGAAGAAGGAGAAGCCGGUUUUUGUGAAUUAUACAAUCGAUGGGGUUGGAGAUGAAGGGCUCAUUUUAGUGAUGAAGGCUCCGAGUGGUGCAGGAAGCUGGACUGUGACAGUAAUUCUACCGGAAAAUGAGAUAUUGAAGCUUAAUGAUGAGCUCCAAAGAGAGUGGUCUAUUGCUUGAUAAGACUCAUCAAUUGGUUGAAAUAUGUUAAAAUGGUUUUGCUUUCUCUUUGGGGGUAUGUCUACUUUUAUUAGGGGAGUCCAGUGCAUAGUGCAUACAUAGCACACUGGUUGUAGUCUCUGUUUGAAGAACAGGCCCAGGAGUGUGGAUGGUUUAAUGAUCGACUCCUGUCACGUAUUCCCUUCCCCCCUCCCCCGUUUCCUAUCAUUCUCCAGCUCCCCUCUGGUGUGCCUGAGUAAAGCCCCCCUUGGGCAGUUUCUUAGUAUGUAAUAACAAAAAAUAAUGUCUUCUUUUACUAUAGAGAAAAGUCUGGGCAUACUACCUAUUUGUGUCUC